This is a messenger RNA of Fusarium musae, 897 nucleotides long. RefSeq lists its product as uncharacterized. Bases 1 to 897 code for a protein of 298 amino acids. The transcript has a single exon. Gene Ontology annotation, biological process: ergosterol biosynthetic process. The record is from RefSeq and is a predicted model, not a curated record. Gene Ontology annotation, cellular component: endoplasmic reticulum. Lineage: Eukaryota; Fungi; Ascomycota; Sordariomycetes; Hypocreales; Nectriaceae. Gene Ontology annotation, molecular function: sterol 24-C-methyltransferase activity.
AUGGCGUCCGAGUCAGAGCCAUUGAUCAAUCCCAAUCCCAAGCUCCAAUCCUACUACAACACCUUCGAGUCGAGAAUUGGUUAUAAGCUGUUCCUCGGCGACACGCGCCAUUUUGGCUACUACGAACAUGACACACGAUGGCCAUUCCCAAUUGGCCGCGCUCUCCGGCGCAUGGAGGACAAGCUUGGUGAGGCGCUGAACCUCCCUCCCGGGGCCCAAGUUCUCGACGCGGGCUGCGGUGUCGGACACGUCGCGAUACGAAUGGCUACAAAGUUCAAGUACCGCGUGCAAGCAUUCGACGUUGUCCCCCAUCACGUUGCCAAAGCCAAGCGCAACGUUGCCCGUGCUGGCUUGCCCGACGGCCAGGUCAGCGUGCGGCGGAUGGACUAUCAUCACCUUGAGUCUUUGGAUGACCAGUCUGUCGAUGGCAUCUACACCAUGGAGACGUUCGUGCAUGCUACAGACCCAAAGGGCGUCCUUGCUGGCUUCUACCAAAAACUUCGUCCCGGUGGCCACAUCGCGCUCUUCGAGUAUGACCACGAGUUCAUUGACAAUUCCACCGAUGAGAUGGCCAACUCGAUGCGCAAGAUCAAUGACAUUGCUGCCAUGCCAACAAAUGAUCUAUCACACCCUGGUGUCUUCAAGGACAUGCUUGAGGAGGCCGGCUUUACCGAUGUCGUUGUGAGAGACUACUCGGACAAGAUAAAGCCUAUGACACGACUGUUCUACUUGGUCGCCUACAUUCCGUGGCUAUUCGUCACUUUGUUGGGCUUGGAGAAACACUUCAUCAACACAGUGGCCGGUGUGGAGUCAUAUCGGGGCCACGGACGUUGGCACUAUGUUGCUAUCUCGGCCAAAAAGCCCGGAGACAAGAUUGAGAGCCCGAAGGAACGAUAA